Molecule: messenger RNA, 851 nt
Organism: Salvia splendens (bonfire salvia)
Lineage: Eukaryota; Viridiplantae; Streptophyta; Magnoliopsida; Lamiales; Lamiaceae
Product: transcription repressor OFP17
Exons: 1
Coding region: 181-684 (167 amino acids)
Biological process (GO): negative regulation of DNA-templated transcription
Source: RefSeq, a predicted model, not a curated record
AAAGGUCCUAGUUUAUGGUAUAGCACUUCUCUUUAGAGAUGAAGACGUGAAAUCCACAUUUCAUCCCUUUCCCUUUAAAUAAAUAUACACACCACAUCAAAAUGCAUAACAUAAUCAUUCAAUCAACUCUAAUUUUCUCUACACAAUUCCUCUUUUCAUCAUCAAAAUCACUAGUCAAAAAUGAAAUCAAAAUAUCUAAAUCUAGCCUCACUGAUCAACCGCAAGCUUCUGAAACCAUGCAAAAAAAUAGUGAAAUUCCUGGUAAAGCUCCGCCCUAGGAAGCCGCUCUCCAUAAAAUCCCUCCGCCGCCGCCGCCGAAUCUCUAGGAUGAUGACGAUUUUCCGAUCGCCGCGCGACGAGAGGGAGAUGGACCGGGUGACGGAGCUCACGAGCUUCUCCGACGCUGCGCCGCGCCAGAGAGCGCCGUUUCCGUCGCCGCUCACUCCGGCGUACGUAAAAUUGAGCGGCGCGAGAGCCGAGGAAGACGAUCGCGUGGAAGAAGCGUGCAGAAGCUUCGAGAAGUAUCUGGUGGAGAUGAUCGUGGAAGAGGGGAAAGUGAGGGAUUUGGGUGACGUGGAGGAGCUGCUCCACUGCUGGAAGGAGCUUAGGUCGCCGGUUUUCAUUGAUUUGGUUUGCCGCUUUUAUAGGGAGCUUUGUACGGAUUUGUUUUCCGAGCAAAGCUAGAAUUCGUUUCAUUUUCUCGGUUUAAUUUCAUUCAAAUUGUAUUCAUAUCAUUAUAGUUAAGUAGCUUGUAUAGUUGUAUUGCACUUGCUAAUUUUUGAGCUUUUCAUGUAAAGUAUGAUUUGUAAUAGAUCAAUACAUGAUCCUAACUAUAUAUUCAAGGGUGGAUA